This is a messenger RNA of Ziziphus jujuba (common jujube), 2998 nucleotides long. RefSeq names its product pentatricopeptide repeat-containing protein At5g04810, chloroplastic. The record is from RefSeq and is a predicted model, not a curated record. NCBI's taxonomy places the organism in Eukaryota, Viridiplantae, Streptophyta, Magnoliopsida, Rosales, Rhamnaceae. Gene Ontology annotation, molecular function: protein binding; RNA binding. The transcript is spliced from 10 exons. The coding region runs from base 98 to 2959 and encodes 953 amino acids.
UACAUUCCAAAUGCCGAAAUUUCUUAAAUUCCACCCAAAACCAGAACCCACGCCCAACACUACGGUUACUGGGCAGGCAGAUAGUGUAAGAUAGAUAAUGGAAGCUUCACUUACCACCCCUCACUACCCGAACUCAUCCUCUAUACCCUUCUCCACUUCCUUCUUUGCCGCAAAACACCAUUCCGGCACCACUUCGUCCUCUACCACCUCCUCCUUCAUUUCUUUCUCCCUCAAAUCUCCCCCACCACCUUCUCCGCCGGGUUCCAGCAACUCCAGCAACUCGUCACCUGUUUCCGGCCAAGUCCGACGACCCGAAACUUUCAAAACCUCUCCCUCCUCAAAACCCACCACCCGAAAAACCCCAUCAUCAAACCCCCUCAAAGGUAUCCUAACUUCCUCCAAUGGUCCCAAAAAUGUUAACCCUGUUACCAACAAGCUCUGGCUCACCAGCAAGCUCUCACCCCCUCCUCCUCCUCCACCGCCACCGCCACCACCUCCUUCCCCACCCGAAGAGGUUGAGGAAAUGGACAAUGAAGUGAAGGAAAAUGAAGGUGAAGACGAUUUGGGUCCACCCAGAAUUGAGUUCCGGCAAGAGGGUAAAAUCUUUGUCGGGAAUUUGCCCAACUGGGUGAAGAAAAACGAGGUCGCCGAGUUCUUCCGUCAAUUUGGGCCGAUUAAAAAUGUGAUUUUGAUAAAGGGCCACGAUAGUACGCAGAGAAAUGCGGGUUUUGGGUUCGUGCUGUAUGGGGGUUCGACAGCGGUUAAGUCGGCCAUGAAAGCCGUAGAGUUUGAUGGUGUGGAGUUCCAUGGGAGGGUGCUGACUGUGAAGUUGGAUGAUGGGAAGAGAUUGAAGGAGAAAAUGGAGGAGAGGGUCAGGUGGGUACAAGGCUAUGAUGGGGUGGAUUACCCUUCCAAGUGGCAUGAAGAGAGGGAUAACUCUCGCAAAAACUUCAAGAAGGUUCUGGAAACGGAGCCCGAGAACUGGCAGGCAGUUGUGAAGUCUUUUGAGAGAAUUAAGAAGCCUUCUCGGAGAGAAUAUGGUUUAAUGGUGAAGUAUUAUGCAAGGAGAGGGGACAUGCACCAUGCACGUGAAACAUUUGAGAGAAUGAGGGCAAGGGGAAUAGAGCCAUCUUCACAUGUCUACACAAGCCUUAUUCAUGCUUAUGCAGUUGGCAGAGACAUGGAAGAAGCAUUAUCUUGUGUUAGGAAAAUGAAAGAAGAGGGUAUUGAGAUGAGUUUGGUGACAUACAGUAUAAUAGUGGGAGGAUUUGCUAAAAUGAAGAACACUGAAGCUGCAGAUCACUGGUUCAAGGAGGCUAAGGAGAGACAUGCUACUUUAAAUGCAAUCAUUUAUGGAAGUAUAAUAUAUGCUUACUGCCAAGCAUGCAAUAUGGAUCGAGCUGAGGCACUGGUGAGGGAGAUGGAAGAAGCAGGGAUAGAUGCACCUAUUGACAUUUAUCACACCAUGAUGGAUGGCUACACAAUGAUUGGCCAUGAAGAUAAAUGUUUGGUUGUGUUUGACCGACUCAAGGAAUGUGGAUUUACACCUUCAGUUAUCAGUUAUGGAUGUUUGAUAAAUCUUUACACUAAGAUGGAAAAAGUUUCAAAGGCCCUGAAAGUAAGCAAAAUGAUGGAAUCAGCUGGUAUAAAACAUAAUAUGAAGACCUACUCCAUGUUAAUCAAUGGAUUUUUGAAGUUAAAAGAUUGGGCAAAUGCAUUUGCGAUUUUUGAGGAUGCAAUAAAGGAUGGUUUGCAGCCCGAUGUAGUCAUGUAUAAUAACAUUAUAAGAGCAUUCUGUGGGAUGGGGAACAUGGAGCGUGCUGUUUGCACUGUUAAAGAAAUGCAAAGGGCAAGGCAUAGGCCUACGACACGGACAUUUUUGCCCAUAAUACAUGGUUUUGCAAGAGCUGGAGAAAUAAGAAGAGCCCUAGAGAUUUUCGAUAUGAUGAGGAUGAGUGGAUGCAUUCCAACUGUACAUACUUUCAAUGCCCUGAUUCUUGGUCUUGUGGAGAAACGUCAGAUGGAGAAGGCUGUUGAAGUAUUAGAUGAGAUGGCACUAGCAGGUGUAAGUCCGAAUGAGCAUACGUACACAACUAUCAUGCAUGGCUAUGCAUCAUUGGGUGAUACUGGCAAUGCAUUUGAGUAUUUUACUAAAUUAAGGAAUGAGGGUUUAGAGAUUGAUGUGUAUACAUACGAGGCAUUGCUGAAGGCAUGUUGCAAAGCAGGGAGAAUGCAGAGUGCUCUAGUAGUCACACAAGAAAUGAGUGCUCAAAAGAUUCCAUGGAACACCUUUGUGUACAACAUAUUAAUUGAUGGAUGGGCUCGAAGAGGUGAUGUCUGGGAGGCUGCCGACUUGAUGCAAAAAAUGAAAGAGGAAGGUGUUCAACCUGAUAUCCGUACCUACACAUCUUUCAUAAAUGCUUGUUGCAAGGCUGGAGACAUGCUGCGAGCUACAAACACAAUUCAAGAAAUGCAAGCCUAUGGAGUGAAGCCAAACGUUAAAACUUACACCACAUUGAUAAAUGGAUGGGCACACGCGUCCCUCCCGGAGAAGGCUUUGCAAUGUUUCGACGAAAUGAAGCUUGCUGGGUUGAAACCGGACAAAGCCGUAUACCAUUGCCUGAUGACAUCUUUGUUGUCGAGGGCCACUGUGGCCGAAGCCUAUGUCUAUUCUGGAGUUCUGUCGAUUUGUAGGGAAAUGGUAGAAGCUGGGUUUAUUUUUGAUAUGGGAACUGCAGUUCACUGGUCCAAGUGCCUACGCAAAAUUGAGAGGUCUGGCGGAGAACUAACAGAAGCACUGCAGAAGACCUUCCCUCCGGAUUGGAACUUGUCUCAUAACUUGGAUGUAAAUUAUGAUAUAGAAGACAGUGAUGAUGAAAUUGAUACCAAUUCUGAUGAUGAUGAUGAUCGGAUAUAUUUUGGUGGUGGAACAGACAGUAACGAUGAAAACUUAGAUUAACUUACCUGUAGAGAAUAUCAUGCAAUUGAUUUUAGUUUC